This is a messenger RNA of Mauremys reevesii (Reeves's turtle), 2527 nucleotides long. RefSeq names its product macrophage stimulating 1 (gene MST1). Gene Ontology annotation, cellular component: extrinsic component of plasma membrane. Gene Ontology annotation, biological process: proteolysis. Gene Ontology annotation, molecular function: signaling receptor binding; serine-type endopeptidase activity. Lineage: Eukaryota; Metazoa; Chordata; Testudines; Geoemydidae. The coding region runs from base 80 to 2251 and encodes 723 amino acids. The record is from RefSeq and is a predicted model, not a curated record. The transcript has 18 exons.
CACAGCCCUGCUUGGCUAGUCCAACCUCAGCCUGAGCGUUUCUGUACAGGCUCUGCGACAAUCCCUGAGGCGCAGCAGGAUGAUUCAGGCCGGAGCAGUGCUGCUGCUUGCCCUGGCCUGUGCCCCCAGCACAGGGCAGCGGCGUUCCCCUCUCAAUGACUUCCAGAAGCUCAAAGCAACCCAGCUGCUAUCCCUGAGCCAGCGCAACUCUGGCCCAGAGCAGGAGGAGCCUUCAGACACCGAGGAGUGUGCCAGGCGCUGCAUGGUGCUGCUGGACUGCAGGGCCUUUCACUUCAACCACCAGCGCCAUAGCUGCCAGCUACUGCCAUGGACCCAGCACUUGGCAGACACCCACAUUAAGAGGAACGUCCACUAUGACCUCUACCAGAAGAAAGAUUAUAUGCAGAAUUGCAUUAGGGGAGACGGAAGGAGCUACCGAGGCAUGCGGUCCACGACGGAGAAGGGGAAGAACUGCCAACAGUGGAGGCUGAAGUUUCCCCAUGAUCACAGCAGGUUUUCGCCCUCUCUGCGGAACGGCCUGGAGGAGAACUACUGCCGGAACCCAGACAGAGAUGAGCGGGGUCCAUGGUGCUACACUACGGACCCGGCCGUCCGGCACCAGAGCUGUGGUAUCAAGAAGUGUGAAGAUGCCGUGUGCGUGUUGUGUAACGGGGAAGAUUACCGGGGACUCGUGGACCACACGGAAUCCGGGCGGGAGUGCCAGCGCUGGGACCUACAGCACCCGCACAAGCACCCGUACCAUCCCCACAAAUACCCUGAGAAGGAUCUGGAUGACAAUUACUGCCGCAACCCUGACAGCUCCGUGGGCCCCUGGUGCUACACCACAGAUCCUGCCCGGGAGUGGGAAUACUGCCACCUCCACAAAUGCAAAGCAGAGAAACGCCCACGCGUGGCAGACACCACCAGCAGCUGCUUCAAGCACAAAGGCGAAGGCUACCGGGGCAAGGUAAACGUCACCACGUCAGGAAUUCCCUGCCAGCGCUGGGACGCCCAGACCCCCCACCGGCACCACUUCCGGCCCGAGGAAUACGAGUGCAAGGACCUGCGGGAGAAUUACUGCCGGAACCCUGAUGGUUCAGAGGCCCCCUGGUGCUUCACCAGCCUGCCCAGCAUGCGCGUCGCCUUCUGCUUCCAGAUCAAACGCUGCACCGACGAGGUGGAGGUGGAGGACUGUUACCAGGGAAAUGGUGAACUGUACAAGGGCAAGAUCAGCAAGACCCGGAAGGGCAUCACUUGCCAGAAGUGGUCAGCAGGCUCGCCCCAUACACCCCAGAUCUCUCCCACCAUGUUCCCCGCCAUGCGCCUGGAGGAGAAUUAUUGCCGGAACCCCGACAACGACAGCCACGGGCCCUGGUGCUACACCAUGGACCCCAGCACCCAGUUUGAUUACUGCGCCAUCAAGCCCUGCGCAGGUGACAAGACGCCAUCCGUCCUGGAGACUGCAGGGCCCCUGAGUGCUGGCCUCAUCCUCCCUGUUCCUGUAGAUACUGUGGUCUUUGCCGAGUGCGGAAAGAGGGACGAACGCCUCCAGCUAAAGGGCCGUAUCGUCGGGGGGCGCCCCGGGAACUCACCUUGGACUGUGAGCAUCCGCAACCGGAAAGGAGUGCAUUUCUGUGGAGGAUCCCUGGUGAAGGAGCAAUGGGUCAUCAGCACGCGCCAGUGCUUCUCCUCCUGUGACACUGACUUGUCUAGCUAUGAGGUCCAACUUGGGACCCUCUUCAAGGACCCCAGUCCCAGCGACCCCGACAAACAGGCUCUCCCCAUACUGAAACUUGUCUGUGGGCCCUCCGCGUCUGACCUGGUCCUGCUGAAACUGGCCAGGCCAGCGACUCUGAACAAGCGGGUGGCUCUCAUCUGCCUCCCACCAGAGCGGUACGUCGUUCCCGAGAACACAGAGUGCGAAAUCGCUGGAUGGGGUGAAACCGGAGGUACUGGCAACAAAACUCUGCUCAACGUAGCCAAACUACCCGUGAUGAGCAACAAGGAGUGCAACAUGGUGCUCAGAGGCCAGGUGAAGGAGAGUGAGCUGUGUACUGCGCCCCUGCGAGCCGGGGUGGGGGCCUGUGAGGGCGACUAUGGAGGACCGCUGGCCUGCCUGACCCAUGACUGCUGGGUGCUGGAGGGCGUAAUCACCCCUAUGCGUGUGUGUGCCCGCAAGGACAAGCCAGCCGUCUUCACUCGUGUGUCAGUCUACGUCGAUUGGAUUAACAAAGUGAUGAGGAUGCUCUGAGCUUGUGGCGGGGGGCCCAGCUCGACACCCAAAGAGCUCAGCGCUGCUUUCCUCUCCGCCUGGUGAUGGCCGUGAGCUCUGAGAUGUACGUUCACCCAUGCCAAACUGUGCCAAGCCCUCGAAGCAUCCUCGGGCAAGGCUCUGAGUCCAGAUUGUCUGUCCCAUGUGCUGAGACCAAUCCAGGUCAGCCCGUCCCUGGGCUGUGGCCACCAGCCCUAGGACAGAGAGUACUCAUGGUUACUAUAUUGACUGAUUUCAAUAAACAUGCUCAAGGUG